Messenger RNA from Mesorhabditis belari, 1407 nucleotides. The record is from the annotation of a GenBank genome assembly. Lineage: Eukaryota; Metazoa; Nematoda; Chromadorea; Rhabditida; Rhabditidae.
AUGGAGACGCCUGAGGCUACAUAUUAUCAUGAACAAAGUCAAAACGGGUCAGCUAAUCCGGCUACCGACGGAUCGACGAACGUGAUGGCGGUUGGAGUGACGAAUCGUCGCCAAGAAGACGGAAACGACGAUGAAGAGCUCUAUUUGUUUCAUGAACGAGCUCAAAGUUCUUCAUCGCUGACGCCAGAACAAGCUUUCAUUCACAUGGUUAAGGCUAUGCUGGGUACGGGUCUUCUUUCACUUCCGCUCGCUUUUAAACAUUCGGGUCUCAUGCUCGGUCUUGUACUCGUCGUCGUCAUUUGUGUUGUUUGUCUCUAUUGUAUGCGACAAGUUGUCUUCGCCGCGCAUUUCGUUUGCUCGAGAAAUGGACGUGAUUUGAUAGAUUACGCAAAUGUGAUGCGAGGAGCAGUGGAGAUGGGACCCGAUUGGAUUCGGAAUCGAGGAUAUUUCUUCAAGCAACUCGUCAAUGUGAACAUGUUUAUAGCACAAUUGGGAUUUUGUUGUGUGUAUUUUGUCUUCAUGGCAGAUAAUCUCGAAGACUUUUUCCGUGCAAACCUUGAUAUAAAAUUGCCGGUCUCGGUAUGGAUGCUUAUUUUGCUCAUUCCAAUGCUGGCAAUCUGUUCAAUCCGACGAUUGAAUGUUUUGGCUCCAUUUGCCAUGGCAGCGAAUGUUGUUUAUUUGGUUGCAGUCGCCAUCGUCCUCUACUUUUUCUUCACAAAUCUCAGGCCUAUCAACUCUGUGUCGUGGAUGGGGAAAUUCACCGAGCUGCCCCUAUUCUUUGGAACUGUCAUGUUUGCUUUCGAGGGAGUUGCAGUGAUUAUGCCAAUCGAAAACCGAAUGUCCCAGCCAGCGGCCUUUAUUCGAUGGAAUGGAGUGCUCAACUCGUCCUGCAUGGUCGUUUUGGCCAUUUUCACAAUGGCUGGAUUCUAUGGCUAUUUGGCUCUAGGCGAGACGGUGAAAGACACAGCGACUUUGAAUUUACCUAUGACACCAUUCUACCAAACGAUCAAAAUUAUGUUCGUUUUGUGCAUCAUGAUUUCCUAUCCACUUCAAUUUUAUGUGCCAAUGGAAAGAGUCGAGAAAUGGGUGACGAGAAAAAUCCCGGCACACAAGCAAACCCGUUACAUCUAUGCGGCACGAUUUGGAGGAGUGAUCUGUACAUGUAUCUUAGCCGAAGCGAUCCCUCACUUGGCGCUUUUCAUCUCGCUGAUUGGAGCCUUUUCGGGGGCUUCGAUGGCUUUAGUCUUCCCACCGAUCAUCGAACUAUUGGUUCUAUACGCAAAAGGUGAGCUGACCGCAACGAUGUGGCUCAAAAAUGGACUCCUUCUUUUCUUUGCCAUUAUCGGAUUCACCACUGGAACCUAUUCAGCGCUUUCUGAGAUCAGUCAAGCUUUAUUUAAAACCGAU